Penicillium atrosanguineum is the source of this 1359-nucleotide messenger RNA. Its product is annotated as Glycogen synthase. The transcript is spliced from 6 exons. The record is from RefSeq and is a predicted model, not a curated record. Gene Ontology annotation, molecular function: transmembrane transporter activity. The coding region runs from base 1 to 1359 and encodes 452 amino acids. NCBI's taxonomy places the organism in Eukaryota, Fungi, Ascomycota, Eurotiomycetes, Eurotiales, Aspergillaceae. Gene Ontology annotation, biological process: transmembrane transport.
AUGACUUGCUCUUCUCCAGAUGAGGCCAAGAGAGCUACCAAGUCAGAAGAUGCUGCUGGCAUUAGGCCAGAGACGAACUCGACGGCGAUGCACGGUUUCAAGCUCUAUGCCGUUUUCAUAGGUAUAUGCUUCGGUGCCUUCCUGAUGUCCUUAGAUAUCUUCGUCAUGGCAACAGUACUACUAACCCCCCCUUCCUGCUACCCGAAAGUUUCAACUGUAUCUGACACCCCAUGGCUAGUCGGCAGUCUCAUAUGUGGCUUUGCUCCAAAUAGUAACACAUUUAUUGUGGGUCGUGCAGUCGCAGGUGUUGGGGCCUCCGGUGUCGCUAGUGGUGGGUUUGUUAUUGUUCUCACUGUUUCUUCCGAGAAAGCGAAACCGCUUCUUAUAGGCAUAUGCAGCAGUUGCUUUGCUAUGGGUCUAAUUCUAGCACCUGUUAUAGGUGGCGCUUUAACAGAGAAGGCAACGUGGAGGUGGUGUUUCUGGGUGAACCUUCCUCCAGGUGCUCUGACGUUAUUCUAUAUGCUCUGCUUCUUCAACCCCCCAUCUAUACAGCAUAAUCAGACUGCUGUCCAGCGGAUCAAGAGCCUGGAUCUCAUCGGAUGUGGAAUAUUCAUUCCAGCUAUUUUUAUGCUGCUUCUCGCUAUGAUAUGGGGCGGCACAAAAAACGAUUGGGACUCGGCAACUAUCAUCGGUCUCUUUAUGGGCUCAGGUGUGAUACUCAUACUCUUUGUUUCGGCUAUCAAGGUGAUGUUCCAAGCCGUGCAAGGGGCAACUCCAUUGGAAAGUGGUACGCAGGUUUUAGCUGCUAUGCUCUCUCAAAUAGUGGGAACACUGUUUGCUGGUAUCCUGGCUUUAUAUACUCAGUUCUCGACUUUCGAUACACCACCUAGCCAUUGGAUUGGUUUCCAGGUCAUCCACGGUCUCGGGGUUGGUAUGGCCCAGCAAAUGUCCUCUCUCAUAGUCCAGCUAGCGGUCAAAGAUAAGCCGGAUCUCAUACCCGUUGCCGUCUCUCUCAAUUUAUUCUUUCAGUACCUGGGAGCCACAGUCACACAAGUUCUUAGAGGUAUCGUGUUUCGUUCAAGUCUGGGCCAAGAACUGGCCUACCAUGCCGGUCUGACUGUUUCCCAAAUAGCUUUGUUAUCUGCCGCUGGAACUGCCCAUAUACGUGAAACUACCGAACAAGAUUUUCCCAAACUGUUACGCCUGGGUUUGGAAUGUUACAACACAGCCAUUACAUCGAUAUUUUUUGUUGCAGUUGCUACGACAGCUUCAGGAUUUUUCCUAGCUUUCGGAGUUAAGUGGACAAGAAUCGAUGAGGAAAAGAGGUUUGGUUUGGAAGGGAGUGAAUUUGGACGGUAG